Dothidotthia symphoricarpi CBS 119687 is the source of this 2280-nucleotide messenger RNA. RefSeq names its product MFS general substrate transporter. The transcript has 3 exons. Gene Ontology annotation, biological process: transmembrane transport. Bases 1 to 2280 code for a protein of 759 amino acids. Gene Ontology annotation, cellular component: membrane. The record is from RefSeq and is a predicted model, not a curated record. Lineage: Eukaryota; Fungi; Ascomycota; Dothideomycetes; Pleosporales; Dothidotthiaceae. Gene Ontology annotation, molecular function: myo-inositol:proton symporter activity.
AUGUCUGCCACAAGAAGAUCGAGAAGAAUACAGCAAAGGUUCGUUUAUGGCUUAGUCGACCAGAAGUAUGCUGUGCUGACGGAUGUGAGUAGCAUUGACAACCCAUUGAAAGCCUACGACGACAGUGUUGUUCACCAUAAAUCGAAUCGCACCGAGCUCGAACAAUAUGUGCAUCAGUUCGCUGAGCGCAGUGAGCUGGGCGAUAAAUUUGAUUUGCUGAUCAAAGGUGCACGACUAGCUCGCGAUCACGCGGCGGCCAUGCGAAGAUACGCGAAUGUCUUCACUGAGCCCGAAAUUGAACUUCUGGACGAAAAGAAAGAACUGGGUCAGGGCUUUUGGAGGCAGUCCAAAUUCUUUCGUGCUACUAUUGUGACGGCGAGUUUGGGCGGAAUGAUCCAAGGAUGGACUCAGAGUGCCAUCAAUGGUACCGCUUACGGUAUGCCGAAAGAUGUCAAUCUAUGCAUCAAGGCUUCAGACGACUGUAAGCCUACAGCUAGCGAUCUAUGGCAGUUCGGCAUGCUGAUGGCAAUACCUCUGCUGUCCGCCGGGUUGUUUGGGACUAUUCUUGCGGAUCCACUCCAGGAGAACGUUCUUGGCAGAAGAGGCAGCAUAAUGCUGUCUUGCGCUAUCACCGUUGCCUCGACUAUCGGUGCAUCUGCGACAGACACGGUUGCUGGACUCGCCGUUUGCAGGAUGAUGAACGGUAUUGCCCUCGGCGCAAAAGCUUCAAUCAUUCCGAUUUACUCUGCUGAGAUGUCUCCGCAACAUAUUCGAGGUGCGAUCCUGGCGAACUGGCAACUUGCGGAUGCAGCAGGUCUAUUCCUUGGUUGCCUAGCAAAUCUGCUCGUGGUUAUCUACGUCUCCAACCCAUCCACUUGUUGGAGGGUACUCACAAACACUGUUCUGAUACCGACUGUUCCUUUGCUCAUCAUGAUAUACCUAAUGCCAGAAUCUCCACGAUACCUUAUGAAGCACGGCAAGUACAGGAGAGCUCUUGAGUCAUUUCAUCAAAUUCAGACCACACCGCUGUUGGCAAGUCGUGAUUUUGUCUUGACGCACACUCAGCUAGAUCUCGAAAGUCAGCUGUUGAAACGGGAUUUUGAUGGUAUGGAUAGUCCCUCGACGGAACCAAUCUCGCAUCAGCCUUCCCCAGACGCAAUAGUCUCGCCAAAGGCUGUUUCGCCAGGCCAACAUUUUGAAUAUGGAGUGACAGCAGGUGCUGGGGAACCAAGAGAUAGACAUCAACCGCUGUCCUAUUCGGAUGGCGACGGCCAGGUAGCGUUGGAACUUGGAGAACUCAGUGAAUCAAAUAACGACUCGAUGAUAAAGGAUCUUGAGAAGGCGUUCCGUCGACUCCAGGCAAAGAAUAACCCCUACUCGUAUCAUAUUGGCGUCACCGGGUACUUCGGUCGCAUGGCGCAACUCUGGAAAGUGAAGCGGUGCAGAAGAGCGCUCUUAUGCGCAUCAGUUGCGAUGAUUAGCCAGCAGCUGACAGGAGUCAACGCAAUCGCUGUUCUCGGUACAGUUCUUUGGGAGAGUCUCUUAACACCGCAUCCUCCCGACGACAAGCUUGUUGUACAGGAUCCGGCAAGGAAUGCGAAAGUUGCGGCGAUAAUCGGUCUCGCAUUCGGUGCAGCGAACUAUCUUGGCGGUCUUCCGGCAUACUGGUUGUCAGACAGAAUCGGCCGCUCUAUCAUGCUGGCGUUGGGCCUUCCGAACUUGGCAUGGACAAUGCUGGUAUUGGCGUUUAUGUUCAAGAUCGCCGAUCGCGCGGUGCGCAUUCCUAUGGUCAGCGUCUUCGCGGUUAUCUUUGUUCUUUUCUACGCUCCCACCGCAGGCACUUCACCUUUCUCGAUUGCGGCUGAAGUGUUUCCACUAGUCACCAGGGAAGCUGGAAUGGCUGUAUCUGUGGCAGUUAAUCUACUAGGUGCUGGGAUGCUCGUACUGGUAUUCCCGUUCGUGCUCAACAACAUUGGUCCGACAGGCGCGCUAUCCAUUUUUGCGGUGCUGAAUGUUGUGGCGUUCUUGCUGGUGUACCUCUUGUGCCCAGAGACAAGAAUGCGCAAGCUUGAAGAACUGCAGGACACUUUCGACUUAUCCACCUGGUGGCACAUAGAGUACCGUGCAGUGUAUGUCCAGGAACAUCUUAGGAGUAAUGUAUGGAACUAUCUUAGGGGAAAGCACGUCAAGCCGCCCUUGCCCUUUUAUCGAUGGGCUGUCAUAUUCCAUGGCGAUGGGGUUAUGAACUCUCAAUCGAAGUCCAAUUGUCCGGAAGCUUGA